AUGGCUGAAAUUGCUGUAUCUUUUGCUAUUGACCAUCUGCUUCCACUGUUAAGGGAAGAAGCAAAUCUGCUGAGAGGUGUUCACAAGGACUUUGCAGACAUUAAAGAUGAACUCGAGAGCAUCCAAGCUUUCCUUAAAGAUGCUGAUAAAAAAGCUGCAUCAGCCGAAGGAGUCAAAACAUGGGUGAAGCAACUUAGGGAAGCAGCUUUUCGCAUUGAAGAUAUCAUUGAUGACUAUUUGAUCCAUGCAGGUCAGCAGCCUCGUGAUCCUGGAUGCGUAGAUUUACUCCAUAAAUUCAAAACUAUUCUCUCUCGCCAUCGAAUAGCAUCUGAGAUUCAAGACAUUAAGUCAUCUGUUCGUGGGAUCAAGGAAAGGAGUGAAAGAUAUGGCUUCCAACGUUCUCUUGAACAAGGAUCAAGCGGUUCUAGAAGAAGUCAGAUUGCCAAAUGGCACGAUCCUCGUGUGGCUGCUCUUUACAUUGAGGAAGCUGAUGUUGUGGGCUUUGAAACACAAAAGGACAUGCUAAUUCAUUGGUUGGUAAAAGGAAGGGAAGAACGCACUGUCAUCUCUGUGGUAGGAAUGGGAGGGCAAGGUAAAACCACUCUAGCCAAUAAAGUUCUUGACAACAAGGACAUCAUUGGACACUUUGAUUAUCGGGUAUGGAUCACAGUGUCUCAAUCAUAUAACGUUGAAGGGUUGUUGAGGGACAUGUUGCUAAAGUUAUACAGACAAAAUGGAAGAGAUCAUCCUAAGGAUUUAUUUCAAAUGGAUCGAGGGUCAUUAACCGAUGAAGUGAGAAACAACUUGCAGCAAAAGAGGUACAUUGUUGUGUUUGAUGAUGUUUGGAAUGUGCACUUUUGGGAUGAUAUUGAAUUUGCUGUAAUUGAUAAUAAAAAUGAAAGUAAGGUAUUGAUAACAACAAGGAAUCUGGAUGUUGUAGCGUCUUGUAAAAGAUCUUCUUUGGUUGAAGUGCUUGAGUUGCAACCUUUAUCUCAAGAACAAUCUAUGGAGUUGUUCAAUAAAAUGGCAUUCAGAUUUGACUAUGGCGGGUGUUGUCCAGAAGAGUUUAUUGAUAUAGUUAAUGAAAUUGUUGAAAAAUGCAAAGGGUUACCACUAGCAAUUGUUGCCAUUGGUGGUCUUUUGUCUACAAGAGAGAAAAACGUGUUUGAGUGGCAGAGAUUCAAAGAAAAUUUAAGUUUAGAGCUAAAGAAAGAUACACAUUUAAUUGGUAUAGAAAAAAUUUUAGGUUUAAGUUACGAUAAUUUGCCUUACUAUCUCAAGUCAUGCUUGUUAUAUUUUGGAAUAUAUCCAGAAGAUUAUGAAGUUAAAUCAAAUAGAGUGAUUCGACAAUGGAUAGCUGAAGGGUUUGUCAAGGAGGAAAGGGGAAAGACUUUGGAAGAAGUGGCAGAAGGAUAUUUAACAGAAUUGAUCCAUAGAAACUUGGUGCAAGCAUCUUCAACUAGAAUUGAUGGUAAAGCUAAAGCAUGCCGUGUUCAUGAUCUAAUACGUGAUAUGAUACUUGAAAAAUUUGAGGAUUUAAAUUUUUGCAAGCAUAUUAGUGAUGAUGGACAGUCAUCCUUUAGUGGAAUAAUCCGGCGCUCAUCAAUAACACCCACUUUUGAUGAUUUGUUGCUGCAUAUUGAAGGCUCGCAUCUCCGGUCUCUGUUUAUUUUUGAAAAUGAAGAGUCAUAUGUAUACUUUGAGGAGAGAAUCCCAACAGCUACCACAUACAGGUUAUUAAAGGUUCUUGAUUAUGAAUCUGCUCCAUCGUUGAAUGUUCCUAAGAAUUUGGAAAGUUUGAUCCACUUGAAGUAUUUAUGCUUCAGGCAUUCAUAUAAGGUAGAUGAAGUCCCAAAAUCAAUUGGCCUGCUCCAGAACCUAGAGACCUUGGAUAUAAGGGAUACAUUCAUCUGUGAGUUGCCAAAGGAGAUUAGCAAGCUCAGAAAGUUAAGACAUCUUAUCAGCUCUAAACUGUCUUUGAUCCAAUUAAAGGAUUGUAUUGGAGAGAUGGCAUCCCUACAAACGCUUCGUUACAUUGAUUUAGGUAUGGAUGGAGCAACAGAGAUAAUUAAAGAGUUAGGAAAGCUGAGGCAGAUAAGGGAUUUGGGGUUGGUUAAUGUUGGGACAGAAGAAGGAAGCAUUCUGUCCUCCUCAAUCAGUGAAAUGCAUCACUUGGAGAAACUGUCUGUUCUAUCAAGUAAUACCGGUAAUGACUUUGAUUUCAUUGAUUUACAUUUGAUUUCAACGCCAACUAUGCUUCGCAAACUUACACUACGUGGGAGGCUACAGAAGUUGCCAGAUUGGAUGUUAGAGCUACAAAAUCUUGUUGAGUUGAAGUUGAUGUACUCUCGUUUCACUAAAGAUCCAAUAAAAUCCCUAAAAAGUUUGCAAAACUUGUUGAAGCUCUCUAUAGGCAUUGCUUCUUGUGUAGGGUUUCAGUUGCAUUUUGAAGAUGAAUGGUUUCAGAAACUAAAGGAACUGUAUGUUGGAUAUGCGGAUGAAUUGACAGAUAUUAUCAUCGACAAAGGAGCACUGCCUUCUCUUAAAAAGCUCGAGUUACGAGUACUGCACGGACUGAAGAAUAUACCUACUGGCAUCGAACACUUGGAGAAGCUAGAAGUUCUUCAUAUUCAAAGUAUGCAACAUGAACCUGUGCAACCACUUUCUAUUGAGGAUAUGAAUUGGAUCACGGAGCUUGUACCCCAUGUAGAAAUCAGCUCUUAUCAUAGUCAGUGGGAAUAA
Lathyrus sativus (Indian pea) is the source of this 2742-nucleotide messenger RNA. The record is from the annotation of a GenBank genome assembly. Lineage: Eukaryota; Viridiplantae; Streptophyta; Magnoliopsida; Fabales; Fabaceae.